Messenger RNA from Stegostoma tigrinum, 2137 nucleotides. It is a transcript of the gene lta4h, whose product is annotated as leukotriene A4 hydrolase. The coding region runs from base 69 to 1901 and encodes 610 amino acids. The record is from RefSeq and is a predicted model, not a curated record. Gene Ontology annotation, molecular function: epoxide hydrolase activity; aminopeptidase activity; zinc ion binding. The transcript is spliced from 19 exons. Lineage: Eukaryota; Metazoa; Chordata; Chondrichthyes; Orectolobiformes; Stegostomatidae. Gene Ontology annotation, biological process: leukotriene biosynthetic process; peptide catabolic process; proteolysis. Gene Ontology annotation, cellular component: cytosol; nucleus.
GCCUUGCCGGUUGGACACCUGCGCAGUGCCGCUGUCGGUUCAGUGUGUGUGUGUGUGGGAGCCGGACCAUGGCUGGGUCGAUGGACAGCAGCUCGUUUACAUCGGCGGCGGACUUCACCACCCGGCACCUAGUGCUGGGCCUGAGGGUGGACUUCCAGAGCUGCCGCAUCGCCGCUUCAGCUGCGCUCACUGUCGAAGCUCUGCGCGAUGGAUUGUCGGCUCUGGUCUUGGAUACAAGAGACCUUAAAAUACUCAAGGCUACAGUCAAUGGACAAGAAGUCAAAUUUUCACUUGGAAAUAAGCACUCUUACAAAGGAACACCCUUGACGAUUAUUCUUCCAUAUAAAUUGCUGCGGGGCCAGCAAACAGUGGUGGAGGUUACUUAUGAGACAUCACCAGAAGCUUCAGCUUUGCAGUGGCUCACAGCUGAGCAAACAGCUGGGAAGAAGCACCCAUACUUGUUUAGCCAAUGUCAGGCUAUACAUUGCAGAAGCAUGGUCCCUUGCCAGGACACACCGUCUGUGAAAAGCACGUACUAUGCUCGGGUCUCUGUUCCAAAAGAACUCGUUGCUCUUAUGAGUGCAAACCAUGAUGGGGAGUUGGUUGAUGACAAAGAUGACAGCAGAAAGAUUUGCUGUUUUCAGCAAAUGGUUCCAAUGCCAAGCUACUUAAUUGCACUAGUUGUUGGAUCUUUGGAGAGCAGAGUAAUUGGCCCAAGAUCUAGAGUCUGGUCAGAGAAAGAGAUGGUGGAUGCUGCUGCAUAUGAAUUUGAAGAGACUGAAACCAUGCUGAAGAAAGCUGAAGAACUUAUGGGCCCAUAUGUGUGGGGACAAUAUGAUCUGCUUGUACUUCCUCCGUCAUUUCCUUAUGGUGGAAUGGAGAACCCUUGCCUGACUUUUGUAACACCAACUCUGCUGGCUGGUGAUAGAAGUCUUUCUAGUGUAAUUGCACAUGAGAUUUCCCACAGUUGGACAGGAAACCUAGUCACCAACAAAACCUGGGAGGAUUUCUGGUUAAAUGAAGGUCAUACAGUGUACUUGGAGCGUAUGAUCGCCCGUUCCAUGUUUGGUGAAAAGCACAGGCAAUUUGCAGCCAUUGGAGGCUGGAAAGAUCUGCUUGAAGCGAUUGAGACAUUUGGUGCUACUAAUCUCCUGACCAGCCUGGUCCCCAGGCUGUGUGAUACUGACCCUGAUGAUGCAUUUUCAUCUGUUCCAUAUGAAAAGGGGUUCGCUUUACUCUAUCAUUUGGAGGAACAGCUUGGAGGACCAGAUAUCUUCAUGGGGUUCCUCAAAGCUUAUAUUCAAACAUUUGCCUACAGCAGUGUAACCACGGAAGACUGGAAGAAAUGCCUGUACACACAUUUUAGUGAUAAAACUGCGAUUUUAAAUAAAGUUGACUGGAAUACCUGGUUCCAUUCUCCUGGAAUUCCACCAUUCACACCACACUAUGACACCUCUAUGGAUGAUGUUUGCAUAUCUCUCUGUAAGCGUUGGAGCAUAGCCACCAAUGUUGAGUUGGACUGCUUUACUGAAACUGAUCUAAAGGAAAUGACGUCACAGCAAAAGAUUGAAUUCCUUGCUCUUUUACUGUUGGAGCCUCCACUGCGUCUCAACAAUGUGAAACGAAUGCAGGAUCUUUAUAAAUUCAACGGUGUCAAAAAUGCAGAGAUAAAAUUCAGAUGGUUACGUUUGUGCCUCCGAGCUCAGUGGGAAAAGGCCAUUCCACUUGCUUUGGAAAUGGUCACUGUGCAGGGUAGAAUGAAGUUCACUCGUCCUCUUUACAGAGAUUUGUACAACUUCGAACAAGCACGAGAGCAAACGAUUGAAACCUUUAAGAAGAACAAGCCCUGUAUGCACCCAAUCACAGCUGCAUUGGUAGCUAAGGACCUCCACCUUGUUUAAUAAUUGACCAUUACGGCAGUAGCACUCUCUUUUCAGAUUUCACUACAAAAUAAAGAACUUUGGUUAACAUACUUUCUCUGCAGAUUAUGAAAAAUCUGUUUGUUGAUUCCAAUCAUUUUUCAGCAGUUUUCAGGUGAAAUAGAAUAAUUCUAAUAGAAAUGUUGAAUUUUAAAAACUAUUACAUUGUUCCAUGGAAUCAGUAAGUGCAUUGUUUCAAAUAAAGUUUUUGAUCUGUA